UAUAAAAAAAUGUGAGUUGUUGGGGAGAAGACAUUAACUUGACUCCUGAUCACAGUCAGGUUCCAGCAUCUUGUUCUUGAAGAGACUGUCCCCAUGGCGACGAUGUUGACUGUCCUUAUCCUACUCGGCAUUGCCUUUGCAUACCUGUCCUUUUCAGGUAACAGGACCCUGGAACCCCCAUCAUCUGGAACCGAGGAGCCGUCCUUCUCAGGUGACAGGACCCUGGAACCCCCAUCAUCUGGAACCGAGGAGCCGUCCUUCUCAGGUGACAGGACCCUGGAACCACCAUCAUCUGGAACCGAGGAGCCGUCCUUUUCAGGUAACAGGACCCUGGAACCCCCAUCAUCUGGAACCGAGGAGCCGUCCUUCUCAGGUGACAGGACCCUGGAACCAUCAUCAUCUGGAACCGAGGAGCCGUCCUUUUCAGGUAACAGGACCCUGGAACCCCCAUCAUCUGGAACCGAGGAGCCAUCCUACUCAGGUGACAGGACCCUUGAACCCCCAUCAUCUGGAACUGAGGAGCCAUCCUACUCAGGUGACAGGACCCUGGAACCCCCAUCAUCUGGAACCGAGGAGCCGUCUUUCUCAGGUGACAGGACCCUGGAACCACCAUCAUCUGGAACCGAGGAGCCGUCCUUCUCAGGUGACAGGACCCUGGAACCACCAUCUUCUGGAACCGAGGAGCCGUCCUUCUCAGGUGACAUGACCCUGGAACCUCCAUCAUCUGGAACCGAGGAGCCGUCCUUCUCAGGUGACAGGACCCUGGAACCACCAUCAUCUGGAACCGAGGAGCCGUCCUUCUCAGGUGACAGGGCCCUGGAACCACCAUCAUCUGGAACCGAGGAGCCGUCUUUCUCAGGUGACAGGACCCUGGAACCCCCAUCAUCUGGAACCGAGGAGCCGUCCUUCUCAGGUGACAGGACCCUGGAACCACCAUCAUCUGGAACCGAGGAGCCGUCCUUCUCAGGUGACAGGGCCCUGGAACCACCAUCAUCUGGAACCGAGGAGCCGUCUUUCUCAGGUGACAGGACCCUGGAACCCCCAUCAUCUGGAACCGAGGAGCCGUCUUUCUCAGGUGACAGGACCCUGGAACCACCAUCAUCUGGAACCGAGGAGCCGUCUUUCUCAGGUGACAGGACCCUGGAACCACCAUCAUCUGAAACCGAGGAGCCGUCCUACGGAGUGUGAGAAGAUCAUGAACAGCAAUGGGAGAGUUGAUAAUAUUGAUUACCAUGAUGUUGACCAGGGUAUUUUUUUUUUACAUGUAUAUUACAGUGCCAUUUCAGACACAGCCUGAGAGGGAAAAGUACAGCAAUUGUUUGUCAGAUUUAAUUAGCAUAAUUAGCAUUGUUAACUUUUCUGCUAUCCUGUCUAGUAACGUUCCAUAACUAUGUAGACAGUAAGGCCUUAUAUGCUGUGGUGUGUCUUUCAUUGAAGCUUUCAUUUCCUCUGUGCUGACUGUCAUUAGCAGACCUGGGCUCAAACAUACUAUCUGAAAUCUUCCAAAUACUUUGAGUGUUUUAUCUAGCCUGUCUGAAGUGCUGGAUGGGCAGUGUUUGCAGUUUUGGGACAAUUGUAUUUGUCCAUUAUACCAUGCAGGCUCAUUCAAGCACAGAUUAAGUAUUUGUAAUGAUUUCAAAUAGUAUUUUAACCAGGUCUGGACAUAAGAAAAUAUUACAUAACAUAUACAUGUAAGAUCCUGUUUUUGUUAUUUUAUCCCUCUCUACUUUACACAGGGCAGGAGGCCUUCCAGGCUUCUGGUCUAGCAGAUGUCAGAGACCUCUGUAGUACCACUUCAUACAGUUUUUGACUCUUUCUAUCUUCUGUUUCAUCGUCUAAACCCUGUGUCCCAUCAUGUAGUUGCUUUGGAGGCAUUCUGUCAAGGAAUAAAUCUAUAUGAUCAAGAUCAUCUUGUACUAGUUGCAAGGUCCCUCCUGGGAAGGUGGGUGACGUCAUUUGUUUUUCGUUGUUUCUCUCUUUGCAAUUCUGUCACUAUUGUGAAAGUUGUUUUAGACUUAAAGUAUAUAGCCCAAUUGACAAGUACUGCAUGACUGUGCCACCAGUGGACGCUGCUAAGGGGAGGACGGCUCAUAAUAAUGGCUGGAAUGGAGUCAAUGGAAUGCUAUCAAAUGUGGUUGAUACCAUUCCAAUGACUCCAUCCCAGGCAUUACUAUGAGCCGUCCUCCCCACAGCAGCCUCCACUGUGUGCCACACAUUGUAAUUGAUAUACAGUAUGUUUGCCACGGUUAUACAGUGUAAGAUUAAGUAGUGUAUGGUUCCAACUUGUAUAGAUCACGGUAACAUAUAAUGUACAUAUAAUGUAUAACAUAAUAUCAAUAUUAUGUUUGCGUUUUCUCUAGGCAAUGUUAAUAUACUGUACUUCUUCAUAUUGCAAUUGGUGAACCAGAACUGCGUGUGUGCGUGUGUAUGCAUAUGUAUUGCUUGAUUAGGACAAGCAAUACAAACGCAAAAGUGUACUUCUCUUGAGACGAGUAUGAUGAAGAGAGGGAAAAAAGAGUUGUCGAGUUGCAUAAACUCCCAGGCUUUGGGGAAGUGUUGCUACUAUUAAAUAAAGAAGAGAUGAUUAAUG
This is a messenger RNA of Oncorhynchus nerka (sockeye salmon), 2590 nucleotides long. Its product is annotated as zonadhesin-like. NCBI's taxonomy places the organism in Eukaryota, Metazoa, Chordata, Actinopteri, Salmoniformes, Salmonidae. The transcript is spliced from 4 exons. The record is from RefSeq and is a predicted model, not a curated record. The coding region runs from base 94 to 1188 and encodes 364 amino acids.